AUGAAGGAUGUUUCAGAAGCGCAGGGUAGCAAGCGAUAUCCAAUAUUCGUCAUCAUUAUACUUGCGCUAGCUGCUUCUGCAGUUGUGGCACUAAUCAUCGGCAUGGGCAUCCGUAGGAGUGUGAAGUACGUGUGCCAAAGGAUUAACGACGGAACUACGAAUGAAAUUACACGCACAGAAGUGGAAUCCUUGCAAGUAAACCAUGGUUCUGAAGCAAAUCAGCAUGGGCAAGGUGGAUAUGGUACUAUUUACGAGAGGUACACUCAGAUUAAGAAGAAGCUCAGUGGCAUGCGGAAGAAGAAAAAUGGAUCUUUUGUCACUCCCAAUAUUAAUGAACAAGAGAUCCAAGAGCACCUGCCUAUUCCUGAUGGAUCCUCGGAAACUGAUGAUGAUGCAGUCCAGUUAAGGCCCCCAAGAAGGUGGCGGCGGCCUUCCUCAUCCUCUUUAUCACGCUCAUCCCACGUGAGUCAGCUCACUAGGGAGUUGGAUGAGUAUAAGAGGAGGUGUGAGGAGGCAGAGAGGGAGGUUCACAGACAGCGAGAGAACAUAAGCUCCGUUCAUAGAGAGAUGCAGGAGGAAGUGAACUCCAUGAAGAGACAACAAACACAGCGGCAGCAAGAAAUGGAAGCCAAUCAGAGACAGAUGGAGCAGCAAAUUCAGUUUCUCAUGUCACAACUCCAACUCCGUAGAGACGACGUCCCUCCUAAAUAG
Messenger RNA from Corylus avellana, 711 nucleotides. The record is from RefSeq and is a predicted model, not a curated record. NCBI's taxonomy places the organism in Eukaryota, Viridiplantae, Streptophyta, Magnoliopsida, Fagales, Betulaceae.